AUGGCUCAGACAACGGAGAAUACGUCUCCUGAGAUCGCCAUCCUGUCCAACGAAGCCGCUCUUCACGCGCUGAAACGGCCUCAACUCGUCUCGCUCGCCAAGGCGUUCGGUGUCAAGGCGUCCGGCAAGAACAUAGAAAUUAUCGCCCGCUUGCAGGAGCAUGGCCGUUGGAUCACUCAACCAACUGAUGAGGAUGUGCUGGAGGAAGGAGACGCUUCGACAGCUUCUUGGGCAGUGGUGAGGGACCACGGAGUGUCUACUGGCUCUGCGGAACCCGUGCUAGGCGUCCCUUCGACUUCCUCGACCAGCAGUACAGGAUCCUCUUACGCUUCCGACUCGCUCAGAUCGACCAUACCUACCCUUCGAGCGAAGAGUUCAGCCGAAGGGAACGACUUCGCCUCGCUCGUUUACCCAUCUCUCCCCAUCUCCGACACAUCCGCCGACCGGGACUUUUCGAUGGAUGCCGACAUGGACGGAGAAGACGGCAUCCGCAUGGUCUCUUCCCGAUCGACCCUCCAUCAGGCGACAUCAGAAGCUGGCGACGAACCCGCUCCUCCUGUCCCCAAUCUUCCGAUGUCCCCGCCUGCCUUCGUCUUCGGUUCGCCUCCCCCAGCCUCAAUUCCAUCCGCGCCGACUUCCACCUUCACUUUUUCCAUGCCGGGCGCUCUUUCGACCAGCUCCACCGCCUCGGAGGCGACAGCAGCUCCGGCACCCGACUCGAUGGACGCGGGCAAGUCCGCCGCCGAGCAGAUUAUGGAGGAGAUGAACCGACGAGUGGCGGAAGCUCGCGCAGCAGCGGAGGCUGACGGGCUGACACGGUUGCGCACUACCCUCUUCGGCACCGGCAAGUCGAAGGGGACUGCCCCAAGUCCCGAGAAGGGCAGCAAGCAGGCUUUUGACGUCCACCACAAGCGCAACUUUGCCAAGAUGGACUCGAUCACGAACCAUUGGGCGGCGAAGCGACCGCACCCUUCGACGUCCACUUCGUCCGGCAACAUCGCUGGCAUGGCCCGCUCGACCUCUUCUCGCACUCUGACCGCCUCCACCUCGACUGAGCGGCCCAACAAGCGUCUCAAGGCGUCAAGCUCCAUCUCUUCGACCCUCAAUCGCCUACCGUCGUCCACCUCGAAUCGCCAUCUCGUCAACGCUCUCCGCGACGAAGGCUGGUCCGCCGCUCCUGCUGCAUCCACUUCCGUCUCGCUCUCGGCGUCCGUGCGAAGUGGCGGCCCUGGCCGUCCUCGCGCGAAGGAGAUGAGGGAGGAUUUGAAGCCAGUCGCGGAGAAGGAGCGCGAGCAGCGGCGCAGGCAGCUUGAACUGGCGAAGGCGAGGCGGAAGAGCCAGGCCGGAACUGGGGUCGGUCUGUCGCGUAGGAGGCCUAGCUUGGGCGUUGGACCGAAACCGCCUUCCUUCUCUGCCAGUGGCUUCCUGAAGAAGACGUUCCGCAAACUCGCCUCCGCUCCUGCGCCUCCUACUGCCCCUCCGACCGCCGCACCGCGUCCUCCUCUGCCCUCGACGUCGUCCAUUCGCCGUCUCGCAACCGACAGACCGACCAAGCCCCUCCCCUCUCCCGCCCGCACCCCUCGCUUCGCCGCGCCUACGGCAUCAACAUCCGCCCGCGCCCUCUCGGCCGCCAAGCCCAACGCCGCCUCUCCCAGCCCGAAGAAGCAGCCCGGGUGGAAGAAGUUUGACUUGCAGGAGAGUUUGAGGAGACCUAUGGCGUGGAAGACGGGUCAGGCUGGGUCGUCGCCGGCUGUCGCGAGGGCUGCACCGGGAGUUAGCAGGCAGGUGUCGGCGAGGGUGGCGAACCCGUCGAUGCUUGGGCACGUCAAGGCGCCCGCGGCCCAGGGCGACACGUCGAGCGCUGCGGCGCCCGUCAGCGUCGCGCCGAAUGCGUCGCUCUCGCCUACUAGCCCCGCGCCUAAAUCCUCUACGCCUUUCGCACCGCUCACCAACCUCGCGCCAACCCUCUCUUUCCCUUCCACUGCUGCCUCCGCCUCCUCCUCCUCAUCAUGGCAACCACCAGCCAUCACCAAACGCCCCAACCUCCCUCUCUCUUCUCCCGCCAAGAAGUCCGCAUCCUCCGCCUCGACCAGCAAGAAAGUCGUCUCCUCCUCCUCACGGCUCGCUCGAGCGGGUGAGAAGGGGAGAGGACGCACGAUGGCAGGUGAGGUGGAGAGUCGAGCGAGGAUGGUCAGGGCUACGAAGUAG
Messenger RNA from Rhodotorula toruloides NP11, 2208 nucleotides. RefSeq lists its product as uncharacterized. The coding region runs from base 1 to 2208 and encodes 735 amino acids. NCBI's taxonomy places the organism in Eukaryota, Fungi, Basidiomycota, Microbotryomycetes, Sporidiobolales, Sporidiobolaceae. The transcript is spliced from 4 exons. The record is from RefSeq and is a predicted model, not a curated record.